Molecule: messenger RNA, 2290 nt
Organism: Paramecium primaurelia
Lineage: Eukaryota; Ciliophora; Oligohymenophorea; Peniculida; Parameciidae
Source: the annotation of a GenBank genome assembly
AUGAAAUCUAAGUAUAAUCCUUAAGAAAAAAAACUGACGGUAAUAAUGAAUAUGAUUAAUUAGAAUAUUUCUUAUGAUUUGAAUUCAAAUAACAAACCAAAAUAUUAUAUAUCAAACACAACAUGCCAUAAAGAAAAUUAAAAGUUUUUUAAUUGUAGUAAUAUGUCACCAAUAGUUGUUGAAUCAUCUACUCCAAGAAAAAGACUUAUAUCUGGCAAACGAGUUAGUAUUCUUAAUUCUAUAUUAGACUUAACCAAAGGCAAAUUGUUCAAAUAAUAACUCAAACAAUAAAAUUUAAAAUAGAUAGAAAAAAUCAUCAUCUAAUUAGAGAACUAAUUUAACUGUUAAGACUGGAUCAUCAAUUGAAGCACUUAAGGAAUUAAUUGGAAAAAGUAAGUGUAGAAUAUAAAUUAGGCAACUUGAAAUAACUAUUAUAAAUUAAUACAGAUAAAUUCAAGAAUACAAAAGAAAUAUCAUUUAUUGAUACUAAAAAGAGUAACUCAAGUGAAUUUGGAUAUGAUAAUAGAUUCAAUAAAUAAUUUUAAUAAUUUUAGACUGUUAAAACAACAACAAAUAAAUCAGAACCAAAAGAUAGAACUACAUUUAAAGUAUAAAAAAUAUCAUAAAUUAAUAGAAAGUAUUCUCAAAAAUUAUGGACCAAGAAAAAUCUAUGUCACCUAAUAAAAAGAUAGAUUGGAGCAAAAUAAAAUUACCAUUAACUACUAAAGAAUGUAUAUAAUAAUUUGGAUAAUAUUUGACUGAUUUUGAGAAAUAAGAGAUUCAUGGAUUCAGUAGAGUAAUUUUAAGUUAAAAGAUUAGAUUUAUUGCAUAGGGAUUACAUCCAAAAAAAUAGAUUAAAAAUAAUCAAACUACAAUGAUGGUUUUGAUGAUUCAAAAGGUGAGUAUUUAUAUUCACUUAAUGAUCAUAUUGGAUACAGAUAUGAAAUUUUAGAAAUAGUUGGAAAAGGUAGUUUUGGAUAAGCAUUUAAAGUUUAUGAUCAUAAGAGAUAAUAAGUGUAAUGUUUAAAAAUUAUAAGAAACAAAAAGAAAUUUACAAAUUAAGCUUUAGUUGAAUUAAAUAUAUUAACAUAUGUUAAAGAGAAAGAUGAAGAGAAUGUAACAAAUAUUGUAAAAAUAAAAGAUUUUGUAAUUUUUAGAAAUCAUGUGGUAUAUUUUAUUGAUUUAAAUUUUUUAGUGUAUCUCAUUUGAAUUCUUAUCAAUAAAUUUGUAUUAAUUAAUAAAGAAUAAUAAUUUUUAAAGUUUAUCUUUAGAACUUAUAAGAAGAUUUGCAAUUUAAAUUUUAAAUGCAUUGAAUUUUUUAAGUAAACAUAAAAUAAUACAUUGUGACUUAAAACCUGAGAACAUUUUAUUAAAGUAAGAAAACAAAAGUGGGAUUAAAAUUAUAGAUUUUGGUAGUAGUUGUUUUGAAAAUUAAAAGAUUUACUCUUAUAUUUAAUCAAGGUAUUAUAGAGCACCUGAAAUUAUGUUUGGUAUUCCCUAUGAUACAAGUAUUGAUAUGUGGAGUUUUGGAUGUAUAAUGGCAGAAUUAUAUUUGGGAUACCCAAUAUUUCCAGGUGAUGAUGAAUAAGAAUAAAUUGCAUAUAUAUUAGAAAUCCUUGGUAUGCCAGAUAAGGAACUUUUAGAAGUAAAUAUUUAAUCAAAAUUAUUUAAGAUUGCAUAAAGAAGGAAAGUUUUCUUUAAUGAUAUUCCCCCUUUUUAGCCUUUAUGUAUGUAAAAUAAAGGGACAAAAUUAAAAAUACCUGGUAGUAAAACAUUAUCAGAAGUUUUAUAAUGUAAGGAUAAUAAUUUUAUUGACUUCUUAUAAUAAUGUUUAGUUUGGAAUCCUAAACAUAGAAUAAGUCCUAUUGAUGCUCUUAUGCAUGUUUGGAUACUUGAUGGAUUACCUAGUCAAAUUAGACUUUAACAUGUUUAAUAUUUAGAAAGUUAAUAACAAUACUUAGAUGUAAAUGAUAGAAAAUAAGAAAUUAAUUUAAAAUAAGGUUAAUAAGGAUAAUAAAAAUUACCUAUUCAUCAUAUAUCAGAACCUGAAAUGAAUUAAGAAAAUAAAGUAAUAAAUUUUAACAUACUUUAGAAACCUAAUCAAAUUAGAACAUUUUCUAGAGAUAAAGAAUUAUUGAUUAAUAUUUCAUAGAAUCCUACUCCAAAUAAUAAGAAGAUUUCUUAAUCUUUUCAUUCUAGUAAAAACAGUCAUAAAUAGUAAUUGAAUUUUAUUCAAUAAUUCCCGGGAACUACAAAAUGCACUAAUAAGAAAACUCAUUAUUUUUAUUGA